UUUGAUAAUUACAAAGGCAAAAGCUCUUUCUCUGCGCGUGAAGUAUUGGAUGAGUUAAUUGUUGUUGUUCAAAUGGCUGGUCUUCGAGUGUUAGUCUCCUCGUCUUCGUCCUCGUCAUCUUCGUCUCUGUCACCACCAGCAAUGCCAAUACCCGGAGAAGCGUGGAUGAUUGGAGAGGACAGGGUUCUGGAGAUACUAGACGCCAUCCAGCCGGUCUAUAUUUCAGACAGAAGCAGGAACGAGAUCAUCAAAUACUUACAGAACCUUGUCAAGGAUCGUCUUGGAGUUGAGGUCUUUUUCUUUGGUUCGGUGCCUCUAAAAACCUAUCUCCCUGAUGGAGAUAUCGAUCUGACAAUCUUAACUCCUCAUGAGAUGGAGGACGACUUGGCCACAGCAUUGCGCAGUGUGCUUGAAGCUGAAGUGGGAGUAUCAUCUGACUUCAGUGUAACUAAUGUGCAGUAUAUCCCAGCACAGGUCAAGAUCAUAAAAUGCAAUGUCAGGAACAUCUCUGUGGAUAUCUCCUUCAAUCAAAUGGCAGGACUCAGCGCUUUAUGUUUUCUGGAACAUGUUGACCAUAUCUUUGGGAGGGACCAUCUGUUCAAACGUAGCAUCGUUUUGAUCAAGGCCUGGUGCUAUUACGAGAGCCGUAUUCUCGGUGCCAACACUGGGCUGAUCUCAACAUAUGCAUUGGCCAUACUUGUCCUGCACAUCAUGAACAUAUCUAAGUCAUCAGUAUCUGGCCCUUUAGCUGUGCUGUUUAAGUUUCUGGAAUACUAUGCAUCAUUUGAUUGGAACAAUUACUGUGUCACUGUGCAUGGUCAGGUCCCCAUAUCUUCUCUUCCAGAUAUUACUGGUAAGGAUGCUGAAACCAGGAGACACUUUUCUCUUCUGUUUCCCUUAAACGGAAACUUCACUUUUUUUUUGCUUUCUCAUGUUAUUCUUCCAGGAACCGGGGAUCAAGAAGUUGUCCUGAACGAGAAGAAACCUGCAACGCAUAAAGCACGCUUUUACACUUGGAGCUCGACAGCUGAGACACAUUCUUACACUACCUGGAGAAAUCAUGGGUUGGAAACUGGAGAGAGGAACGGUAAGGGACAGAGACUAGACGUUGAGGAACCUGUCGUUGCGUUUGGCACUGGGAGAUCAGAGCUAUCUAAACUCAGAGGAGAUUACGAAAGAUACUUCAAAUGUCUUAUAUACGCGAAAUGUUUUCACGGUGAGGCUCAGCUUUGGAUCCCUCAGGGUAAAGACUCAAAGCAUUGGGACAUUGUGCGUUGGUUUAUGGCCACCCAAAAGAAUGUCUGCUAUUGGACGACUAUGAAUGGAUCAACCUGUGUGCAGAACGUGCGGAAAUCAAGAGGAACAGGCACUUAUAUUCCUGAAAUGAGUCAGCAAUCUUACACUGACAGGUUCAGUAGCAAACCAAGCACAUCGAACUCAUCACCUUCAACAUCUCAGGCUCAACCUUCCAAAAAGAAUCCUUGA
Molecule: messenger RNA, 1485 nt
Organism: Thlaspi arvense
Lineage: Eukaryota; Viridiplantae; Streptophyta; Magnoliopsida; Brassicales; Brassicaceae
Source: the annotation of a GenBank genome assembly